This is a messenger RNA of Prorocentrum cordatum, 1299 nucleotides long. The record is from the annotation of a GenBank genome assembly. Lineage: Eukaryota; Dinophyceae; Prorocentrales; Prorocentraceae.
AUGACAUACGCCAUUGCUGCUCGCGUGGACCAGAAUUCUGAUGACGAGAGCCGGCCAGCCGACACUGCGGCAGGGAUUCCUCUGUGGAAGCUGACCUUGGUAGCCCUGCCUGUGCUGACUGUUCAGGCGUUCUGGGUGUCCCUGAUGCCGUGCAGCGCCCCGUACUUGCUGCGCCUUGGGCUGAGUACGUCUAUGGCCACGCUGAACAAUCUGGCAGGCCCCAUCACAGGAUUCUUCACAGGUCCGCUCGUGGGUGCUGUGUCCGAUUCGUUGACCUCCCCGUUUGGGCGGCGUAGGCCUGUGAUCGCGGUGGGGCUCGCCCUCACGUGGGUGGCGGGCGUCCUCUUCGCCCUGGCCGAGCACGUCCUGCCGGCUAGCACCGCCCCACUGAUGGCCGCUCCCAUGUUCUGGGUGUUGGACGUCACGAUCAACAUAUUACAGCACAUGCUGGAGUUGGUCGUGCUCGUCUGCCUGCUCAACACCUUCGCCGUGGCCGUCCAGUUCAGCGUCGCCGAGGAGAGGCCCGUGGCCAAGGGGGCGCAGAGCGGCGUGGACGUGCGCGGCCGGGUACUGGCCCCGGUGCUCGACGUCCUCGAGGCCGCGAAGGGCAGCUCCUUCCUCUUCCGCCACCUGGCGGCAGUGCAGUGCCUGAUCGCCGUUGGAGGCAGCACCUGGGGCCUCUACGCCGGGCAGUGGUUCGGCGUCUGCGUCUACCGGGGCGACCCGCGCGCGCCGCCGGGCGCGGCCGGCCACGACGCCUACGCGGCCGGGCUGAGGCAGUUUGCCCACGCGGGGCAGAGCAAGGCGGUGUUUGUUCUGGCGUCCUCCCUGGUAGUGAUGUCGCUCCUCCGCCAGACCGGGAUGCGCCCGAUGACGAUCUACGCCGCGCUGAUUUGCGCUGGCGCUGUGGCGAGCACGGCGGCCGCGUUCUUCGUGCAGCACGACGGCGCCUUCGCCCUGCUCUGCGCCAAUCUCAGUGGUCUGCCGUUCGCGGGCGCGAGCGCCAUUCCGUUCGGCAUCGUCGCGGCGUUCAGCAAGCGCGACGAGUCGCAGGGUAAGCCCUCGAGCAUCGCCUUGAAUAUGUCGUUUCUCAACUGUGCCUCCACUUUCGGUCAGCAGAUCUGCACUCUUACCCUUGCUCUCAUCGAAGGGAGCAUAGAUUUGGCGCAGGCGCUGCCUAGAAUGUUCAUCGUGGCCGCAUCCGCAGAAGCACUGGCAGCAGCGGGCGCUUAUCUAGUAGACGAUACUCUAGAGCAGACGAGUACGGGCACCGAGCUCAAAGACAGCAUUUUGGCCUAG